UCUUCGUCCUCCACGACUUAUCCCCCGAGUCCCCAUACACCGACCGACGCAUACCACCCCAUCACCACCACUCAUACCAUACCAUACAGUCCGAGGAUCUCGACGACUAGAUAUCUACCCCCGCCCGCCGAACCGAACACCACAUCAUGCCGUCCCUCCGCCGCCUAGCCGCGCCAGUGAUGUCACUGCGACGAGCCGUUUUCACAUCCGCCACCUCUUCCGCCACCACCAACAGCUCGCCCGCCCUCCGAGCAGCAUACUCAAACUCCUCCUCCAUCGGCUCGUCCAAGCGCCAGCUACAAACGCACACGCACACGUCGCCGACACUGCACACCGACGUGCCUAUGCCGCGGGGCAGCGGCGUGGAGUCAUCUUUGACGCUGCCGUCGCGGGAACACUCCCUAUCCGGCGCGCCCCCUCCCGCACCCACGCCCUUGCCCGCAUCUACAGCCUCCAAGCCCGCGCCCGCAUCCGCGCCCGUAACGCGCACGCGCUUCCGCCCACGCAAGGCGGCGAUGUCAUUGACAUCUCCGGCGGUGGCGCAGCUGCGGGGGCUGAUGUCGGAUCCGACACCGAAGCUGAUCCGGGUGGGGGUCAAGAACCGCGGGUGUUCGGGCUUGGCGUACCACCUGGAGUACGUGGACAAGCCCGGGAAGUUCGAUGAGGAGGUGCUGCAGGAUGGUGUUAGGGUCCUCAUUGAUUCCCAUGCGCUGUUUAGUAUCAUUGGGAGCGAGAUGGAUUGGGUCGAGGAUAAAUUGUCGGCGAGGUUUGUGUUUAAGAAUCCUAAUAUCAAGGAACAGUGCGGCUGCGGCGAAAGCUUCUCGAUCGGUUAGGUCAGACGGCGGGUUUUUUCUGUUUCGGUUGGGAUUUUCAGGCGAUAGAUACGAGUAGAUGCUGCGGCGCAUAGACGGGGGAAUCCUGUUGUGUUUUUUCUUCGCCGCCGGGGGUUGGGUUGGUUUUUGGGUUUCGUUCUACGUACGGGGUUAUAUGGCGUUGUUUUUUCUUUCUUGACUGUUCUUAAGUAGGUACGCAUGCUUUCAUUCAUUCAUGCAUUCUUCGGCCUUGGGCCCAUGGCCCCGUCUGUGCUUUUUUUGUCUGGAGAGGAGAGCUUGAGCUUGUAUUGUGUUUGUCGACGCCCUGCUACGAUGUUUGGUGAAUCGGUUGGUUGGUGACUUACUUGUCGAUACACGUACUGGUAGAGUAUUUAGAUGUGAUGUGUAAAUCGGAGAAGUGAGCAUGGUUCUGGAGCAAUACAUCGCGA
Tricharina praecox is the source of this 1261-nucleotide messenger RNA. RefSeq names its product iron sulfur assembly protein 1. NCBI's taxonomy places the organism in Eukaryota, Fungi, Ascomycota, Pezizomycetes, Pezizales, Pyronemataceae. Gene Ontology annotation, molecular function: 2 iron, 2 sulfur cluster binding. Gene Ontology annotation, cellular component: cytoplasm; mitochondrion. The transcript has 2 exons. The coding region runs from base 147 to 833 and encodes 228 amino acids. The record is from RefSeq and is a predicted model, not a curated record. Gene Ontology annotation, biological process: iron-sulfur cluster assembly.